CACGAUUAUAGUUUCUUAAAUUAAAUACAAGUGUAGACUAGAGCCACUCUGUACAAACUUGAGGGCUUCAUCAACCCAACAUGACAUCCCAUAGAGCAAAAAAGGUCCGAAAGGAAUCCAUGGUUGAAGUCUCCCAGUCCCAGAAUAUGGAUCAUCAUCUCCCACUUAAUGAGAAUGAUUCACAAGACAUGUUCAUCUUCCAAGUCUUGGACGAAGCCAACGCUCAUCACGCCCUCCCACUCAAUAACUAUUGCCAUCAGUUUCAGUUUCAGGUAACCGCAACAAACCAAACCACGCUUGAACCAGCCAGGAACUCACCCAAGAAGCAUUACAGGGGAGUCAGGCGUCGCCCAUGGGGUAAAUACGCCGCCGAGAUCCGUGACUCCACUCGACAAGGGGCACGGAUGUGGCUAGGCACAUUCGAAACAGCUGAAGCUGCUGCUUUGGCUUAUGACAAGGCAGCUUAUAGGAUGCGUGGUUCAAAGGCUUUACUGAAUUUCCCAGCUGAAGUUUCGGUGGAACCAUCAUCGGUUCAAAGAUUACGGCCGAAUGUAAGCUCAAAAAGAUUGGAAGAAACAACCUGUGGUUCAGGUAGUAGCUCCACCGUGAUUUCAUUUGGGGCAUCCAUAUCGGAAUCAGAGAGCAAGACAACAGGGAGUCCCCUAAUAAAGGAUCAGAAUCGGAUAACUUAAACAAGACAACCAGUUCUUGAAAGUUUCCUAAGACUGGGUAUUCAUAUGUGUUACGGUUUUCAUUUACCUUUUUAGUUUUAAUUUUAAUUUCCUUUUUCUGGGUUUUACAUUUUCCCUUUUGAUUUAAUUUUUCUGUAUAGAAGAGGUCUGUCUAGUUAGAUCGUGGAUGUCCAAUGAACAUUGCAACAGAGUGCACAAAUGCGAUUUGAGGACCAUAAAAUUGGUAGAAAAUAUGGGUUCGAUUUUAUUUUAUAUUACAUUUAUUGUAUCUAAAUAAAUUCAAUAGGUGUAAAUUUCACAAUUACCUUUUUGGUUUA
This is a messenger RNA of Gossypium raimondii (Peruvian cotton), 1009 nucleotides long. Its product is annotated as pathogenesis-related genes transcriptional activator PTI5. NCBI's taxonomy places the organism in Eukaryota, Viridiplantae, Streptophyta, Magnoliopsida, Malvales, Malvaceae. The transcript has a single exon. Gene Ontology annotation, molecular function: DNA-binding transcription factor activity; DNA binding. The record is from RefSeq and is a predicted model, not a curated record. The coding region runs from base 81 to 692 and encodes 203 amino acids. Gene Ontology annotation, biological process: regulation of DNA-templated transcription; ethylene-activated signaling pathway.